AUGUGUGUAAUAGAAGAAGACUUCCUAUUCCUUGGCUCUCGUCUCGGCAACUCUCUACUCUUGAGAGUGACGGAGAGAGAGAACAGAAUGUUGUUCUCUGUAGACAAGCCGUUGGAAGCUACCGUUGAUCUCACCGUGUCGGAAAAUGCGGAGCACCAAGCCCAACAGUCACAACAAGCCCAACAGUCGCAACAAGCCCAACAGUCGCAACAAGCCCAACAAGCCCAAACAGCGCAACAAGCACAACAGUCGAAGGAAGACCCGGCGGCCAAGAAGCGUCGUUUAGACACUAUCAGUGACUGUGUGGCCACCAAUGUGAUAGAAAUCAGUGAUAAAGAUGAACUCGAAGUGUACGGAUCUGAUAUUAGGACUUCUACUCAACUUACUAGCUAUGUUUUUGAGGUAUGCGACUCGCUGCUGAACAUUUGCCCCAUCGGCGACGUGUCGAUGGGCGAGCCGCAGCUGGUGAGCGAGGAGGCGGCCGACACCGAGCCGCGCGCGCCGCUACUGGAGCUCGUCGCGUGCAGCGGCCGCGGCAAGAACGGCGCGCUCACCGUGCUGCAGCGCGCCGUGCGCCCGCAACUCAUCACGUCCUUCAACCUGCCCGGUUGUAUAGACAUGUGGUCUAUCCUGGGAGAGACCCCGGAGGGCGCGCGCGAGUCGGAGGGUGCGCACGCGUACCUUAUACUCACGCAGGAGGACGGGAGCAUGGUACUGCAGACAGGUCAGGAGAUCAAUGAGGUGGACAGUUCUGAGUUCAUGACGGGUUCCCCAACAAUAUUCGCGGGCAACCUCGGGAACAACAAGUUUAUGGUACAAGUCACUACGACUUCCAUACGACUUGUUAAAGGCGGCAGUCAGCUCCAGACGAUCCAGUUGGAGUGGACGGCCGCGUACGCCGGCGUCGCGGACCCCUACCUCUGUGUACUGUCUCUCUGUGGCCGGGCCAUCGUCCUCGCACUCAGGGAGUUCCGGGGGAAGGACGGCAGCUCGUCAGGUCGUCUGGCCCCGACCCGUCAAUCAGUGCCUCACAGACCGCCAUUACUGCGUGCGACAGUAUACAGAGACCUUAGCGGACUGUUCACUCCACCUGAUGCAGGGAAUGCGCAGGUUAAAGGUGAGUUCAGUGGUAAGAUGAAAGGUAAAAACGUGAAAGCAGAAGGAUUCAAGCCUGGCGCAGUGUAUGAACUUAAUGAUGAAGACGAACUAUUGUAUGGAGGGGACCAGACACCUGCGUCAAUGGCUAGCAUUAUGUUAGCAGAACAAUCAAAGAACCCAGGAGUACCGCGUCGUAUAUCUCGGUGGUGGAAGAAAUAUCUGGUGGAAGUAAAGCCGACAUAUUGGCUAUUCGUGCUCCGUCUGAAUGGUAACCUGGAGAUAUACUCGUUGCCUGAGAUGAGACUCAGCUUCCUUGUACGGGACGCUUGCGCCGGGAACAGGAUCCUAGCAGACAGUUUGGAAUCGGUCCCCAUACCCAGCGGAGGAAUUGACGAGGAGGAAUUGGGGGGCAGUGCGCAGAAUGCGGAUGCGGACAAAUGUAGGGAACUGUUAGUUGUUGGGCUGGGACAUAAAGGGGCACGGGUACUCAUGUUGAUGCGGUGUGAGGACCAACUCAUGAUAUAUCAGGCGUACAAGUACCCCCGCGGCAACCUGAAGCUCAGGUUCAGUCGCGUGCGAGUAUCGUUUCCCUUCGGAUACAGCUCGGAGCCACUGUCCUCGCCCGACGACUCGUACGAGACCGCGCUACUCAAGGAGAAUGUUAGGCAGUGUCGAUACUUCAGUAACGUGGGCGGGUACAACGGAGUGUUCGUGUGCGGGCGCACGCCUCAUAUAAUACUAGUGUCCGCGCGCGGCGAGGUGCGCGUGCACGCGCUGGCGCACGACCACGCGCCCGUGGCCAGCUUCGCGCCCUUCCACAACACCAACUGUCCGCAGGGCUUCCUGUACUUCAACGCCAAGUCGUCGCUGCGCAUCAGUGCGCUGGCGACGCACCUGUCGUACGACGCGGCGUGGCCGGUGCGCAAGGUCCCGCUCCGCGCCACGCCGCACUUCGUCACGUUCCACGUCGAGUCGCGCACCUACUGCCUCGUCGCCUCCACCAGCGCGCCCACGCAGGCCUACUACAAGUUCAACGGAGAGGACAAGGAGAAGACCAGCGACAACAAGGGGGACAGAUUCCCCUACCCACACCAGGAUAAGUUCUUCGUGACCCUGUUCUCCCCGGUAUCCUGGGAGAUCAUCCCCAACACUCGCAUCGAGCUGGACGACUGGGAACAUGUCACCUGUCUGAAGAACGUCUCCCUGUCUUAUGAGGGGACCAGAUCUGGUCUUCGAGGUUACAUAGCAAUAGGAACUAACUAUAAUUAUAGUGAAGACAUUACGUCUAGAGGGAGGAUAAUAAUCUACGACAUCAUAGACGUGGUCCCCGAGCCAGGCCAGCCCCUGACGAAGAACAGGUUCAAGGAACUGUACGCCAAGGAACAGAAGGGACCUGUCACUGCACUCACACAGGUGCUCGGGUAUCUUAUAUCCGCUGUAGGACAGAAGAUCUACAUAUGGCAACUGAAAGACAACGACCUGGUGGGCGUGGCGUUCAUAGACACGCAGAUAUACGUCCACAAGAUGUUGUCGGUGAAGAACUUGGUGCUAGUGGCCGACGUGUACAAGUCCAUCUCGCUACUCCGCUACCAGGCGCAGCAUAGGACACUGUCUCUUGUGUCUAGAGAUCUUAGGAGUGCUCAGAUAUACGACAUGGAGUUUAUGGUGGACAAUACAACGCUUGGGUUCCUAGUGAGCGAGGCUGAAGGCAAUCUCGCACUGUUCAUGUACCAGCCACAGGCUAGGGAGAGCUACGGAGGCCAGCGUUUGAUCCGCAAGAGUGACUACCACCUGGGCCAACAAGUCAACGCCAUGUUCCGCAUCAACGCGCGCCCCGACCCCAGCUCCACUCACAGGAGACAUGUCACCAUGUUCACGACCCUGGACGGCGGCGUGGGCUACGUGCUGCCAAUAACGGAGAAGAUGUACCGGCGACUACUCAUGCUGCAGAACGUCAUGAACAACUACUGCUGCCACGUCGCGGGACUCAACCCCAGGGCGUACAGGACGUACAAGAGCUCGCGCCGCUCGGUGGGCGGCGGGCCGGCGCGCGGCGUGCUGGACGGAGACCUCGUCGCGCUCUACACCACCAUGCCCAACGCGGAGAAACUUGAUAUUGCAAAGAAAAUCGGAACAAAAGUAGAAGAGAUAAUGUCCGACCUCUACGAGAUAGACAGACUGACUGCACACUUCUAG
This is a messenger RNA of Spodoptera littoralis (African cotton leafworm), 3294 nucleotides long. NCBI's taxonomy places the organism in Eukaryota, Metazoa, Arthropoda, Insecta, Lepidoptera, Noctuidae. The record is from the annotation of a GenBank genome assembly.